AUGGGCUACAGUACGGGUUUGCUGGAUUGCUUCAGUGACUGUGGCACCUGCUGUGAUGUGUGCUUCUGUUUUUCAUGCAACCUCAGUCGCCAGUGCAAUGCCGCUGACGGCACGCCCAACGACUGUGGUUGCUGCUUCUGCAUAGGGGCGUGCAUCUUCCCCACUCUUUCGGCAUGCAUCCUUCGUCAGAAGGUCACGUCGAAGUACAGUCUGGGGGAGGGUGCGUGCUGUGCCUGCCUGGCCGGUUGCUGCUGCACGGGAUGCUCAGUGUGCCAGACGCACCGCGAGCUUACGCUGCAUGGUGCGAAUCCUGGUGGCUGCUGUUGCCAACCGCACGCUACUGCUAUGCAGUAG
Messenger RNA from Trypanosoma conorhini, 354 nucleotides. RefSeq lists its product as uncharacterized. The record is from RefSeq and is a predicted model, not a curated record. Bases 1 to 354 code for a protein of 117 amino acids. The transcript has a single exon. NCBI's taxonomy places the organism in Eukaryota, Euglenozoa, Kinetoplastea, Trypanosomatida, Trypanosomatidae.